CUGGACGAUGUAUAUGCUGAUCUCGGCAGCUUUUUCGAGCGGAUCAAGAUGCACAAGGCUCAACCUUGUGGGGCUUCAGCAAAGCAGCCACAAAGCCGCAUAUUUGUCGAGGUGUUCAACAACUAUGUCGUACCGUUCGACCUUCAAAAAACAGAGAAGGUGGUCUGGGCGCUUAAAACUGCCCACCUCAGCACUCCGAAUACGAUGGUGUCCGAGCAAUGUGAAACAGGAGAGGGCACCAAUACGAGAAGGCUCAUGAUCUCCAUCGCACGUCACGGAGUUGAAAUGUCUGUUCAAGUACACAUCGCUGUUCGACGAUACAUCGAGGAAGACCGAACAGUGUUCAUUUCUCGUAUGCAAGUGGAGCCGCUCCACGGAUCACUCAUCGCAGCAUGCCGUGAGACCACGCGCCUAGUACUGGAGCACGGUGGAACAGCGUGUGGAGCAACAACGAUAUUGCGAACACAUUGCCAGAUUUCAGAUCUCGACAGACCCUCACACCAUGACAACUUGCCAGACCCGAGUUUAGUUCCAGCAUCAUGUUACCAAAGGUGGGUUCGAGCGUGGGAGAAAUCGAUUUCCGACUUCAACCAUCGAGUAGAGGAUGCACUGUUCGUUGAA
Phytophthora sojae is the source of this 621-nucleotide messenger RNA. RefSeq lists its product as hypothetical. Lineage: Eukaryota; Oomycota; Peronosporomycetes; Peronosporales; Peronosporaceae. The annotation marks the transcript as partial. The record is from RefSeq and is a predicted model, not a curated record. The transcript has 2 exons.